This is a messenger RNA of Sinocyclocheilus grahami, 320 nucleotides long. RefSeq names its product cAMP responsive element binding protein-like 2 (gene crebl2). Bases 6 to 320 code for a protein of 104 amino acids. Gene Ontology annotation, biological process: regulation of DNA-templated transcription. The transcript is spliced from 3 exons. Gene Ontology annotation, cellular component: nucleus. The record is from RefSeq and is a predicted model, not a curated record. Gene Ontology annotation, molecular function: DNA-binding transcription factor activity. NCBI's taxonomy places the organism in Eukaryota, Metazoa, Chordata, Actinopteri, Cypriniformes, Cyprinidae.
GCAAAAUGGUUGCUGGAAAAGUGAAGAAACCCGGCAAACGUGGCCGCAAACCUGCCAAGAUCGACCUGAAGGCCAAGCUGGAGCGAAGCCGGCAGAGCGCCAGAGAGUGUCGUGCCAGAAAGAAGCUGCGCUACCAGUAUCUGGAGGAGCUGGUGUCCAGUAAGGAGAGAGCCAUCUGUGCGCUGCGCGAGGAGCUGGACAUGGUAAUCACACUCUCAAACUGGGGGGUGGUCCAGAAAGCAGGUUAUGUGACAUACCCGGGUAUGUCUAGGGGUAAUUCUGUUGUGACAACUCUCGGAGGGAUUGGCAUGAAAUUCUAA